AUGGCAGACUCCAACUCCGUCGAAAAAGGCGCGUACGUCCAAGAUGUGCCGGUGUCUCCAACGGCCUCAACCACGGAGCAUGGUUUCGAUCGCGCUGCCGAACGGCGACUUAUCAGAAAGUUGGAUAUGCGGAUCUUGCCAGUGCUCUGGAUCUUAUAUCUUGUCAACUUCAUUGACCGAGCCAACAUCGGCAACGCAAAGAUUCAAGGCAUGGAGAAAGAGCUAAAUCUGAUUGGUCAACGUUUCAACAUCGCCGUGUGGGUCUUCAACCUGGGGUAUCUAGUCGCUGGCGUGCCGUUGCAGAUCGCCUUCAAGAAAUACGGACCGAAGAGUCUCUGUGUGAUGAUGUUCUGCUGGGGCAUUACGGUCAUCGGGUGCGGACUGGUCAAACGAUGGGAGGAGCUUGUAGUCUGUCGCUUGCUAGAGGGCAUCGCCGAAUCUGCAUACAUCAGCGGAGCGGCAUACUUGAUCGGCGCAUACUACUCGAAGCGUGAAUAUCUGACUCGCUACGUCUUUUUCUGCACGGCUGGCAUCGUUGCAGGUGCGAUCAACGGGUUCCUUUCAUCGCUCAUUGCAAAAAUGGAUGGAACAGCUGGGUACGGAGCUUGGAGGUGGAUCUUCAUCAUUGAAGGCUGCGUCACGAUCUUCGUUAGCAUGGCAUGCUGGCCUGUCGUUCCUCCUUUCCCAGAGAACUGCACCUUCCUGUCCCCGGAAGAUAAAGCGCUCAUGCUCGCACGUAUCCAAGCCGACGGUGGCCACGUAUCUGACGAUGAAAUUUCGUUCAAGAAGGCCUUGCAUUUUCUCAAAGAUUGGAAGAUUUGGGCGGGCGUCGCAAUGAAUCUCGGCGUCACCGAGAACGCAAACUCGCUUGCCAACUUCCAACCCACAAUCCUCAAAGGUCUAGGCUACACAGCCACCCAAGCACAAGUCCAUACAAUCCCUGUGUAUCUUGUCGGCGCUGCCUUCUCGGUCAUCUUCGCCUACACGUCUGAAUGGUUGAACCGCCGCUACCUUUUCUAUGUUCUAGGCUGGGCCGUCCUCGCGUCCGGUUUGAUUGUAGAAAUUGUGUAUCCAACGAACCCAAAAGUGCGAUACAUGGGCAUGUUCUUCAUUGCUUCCGGCUGCUAUCUCGCGAUGCCGAUAUCAAUCAUCUGGGUGUCAAUGAACUGCGGAUCUGGGUAUAAACGUGCUGUGGCUAUCGCUGCCAUUAUCAACUUUGGAACUGCUGGAGCGUUUGUGAGCUCGAACGUCUUCUUAUUCAAGGAGGCGCCUCGAUUCCGUACCGGAUUCAGCACAGGUCUUGGGUUGGCGUGUAUGGGUGUCGUGGCUGCGACGAUUACUUGGUUUGGGUGCAAGAAAGAGAACAAGAGACGCGACGAAGCAAGGUUGCAAAUGCCAGAAGUGCUUGACCAAAGCAUGAAGGAACUGGGUGAUGAGCAUCCAGACUAUCGUUUCGCGCUGUAA
Messenger RNA from Alternaria burnsii, 1464 nucleotides. Its product is annotated as mfs general substrate transporter. Gene Ontology annotation, biological process: transmembrane transport. The coding region runs from base 1 to 1464 and encodes 487 amino acids. The transcript has 4 exons. Gene Ontology annotation, cellular component: membrane. The record is from RefSeq and is a predicted model, not a curated record. Gene Ontology annotation, molecular function: transmembrane transporter activity. NCBI's taxonomy places the organism in Eukaryota, Fungi, Ascomycota, Dothideomycetes, Pleosporales, Pleosporaceae.